UACAGGAUUUCCUCAUAGCAUUCGUAGAGGAGCUUGGCCCUUGUAUAGGCCGGAGUGACAGUAAAACACAGAUUGGGAUGAUCAGUUAUGACGCAAAAACCUACAAUAAUUUCUAUCUGAAUACGUACAGUUCGGGUGCAGCUAUAUCACAAGCGAUCCAGGAUAUGGAUUGGAACCACAAUAAUGUAGGCAAAAACAUAAAAGGAUCGCGCUGUGGUACAGCAACAUUUAAAGCCCUCAAUGAGGCUAGAUUAGUGGCUCUUACUGAAGCACAUGGUAUAAGAGAUCCGCUAGGUAUAAAAUCACCACCUAUAAAGAAGGUCGUCAUUGUACU
This is a messenger RNA of Owenia fusiformis, 334 nucleotides long. Lineage: Eukaryota; Metazoa; Annelida; Polychaeta; Sabellida; Oweniidae. The record is from the annotation of a GenBank genome assembly.